AUGGAGCUGGGGCAGUAUGAAGAUCCGGCUUUAAAGGGAAACAAGGGGGAAGUGAGCACAGAAAACAGGAUGAGAAAGCCUUUGGCGGCGGGCUGGAGGUCGCCUCUUCAGAGAGCCCUGCUCGGCCGGCCGCCCGCGUGUCCGGCCGGGGUGGGCGCGCAGCCCCGGGCCGCGCCUGGCCCGCCGCCCCUCGCCCCUUCCAGCGGCAGGGCGCGCUCGGCUGGGCGGGAUAAGGUUACGCCGAGGCUUCCUCGGUGGGGAGGAGGGGAGGCGGGUCCGAGCCCGCGCCCCGGCCCGCGGGGGAGUUCCCACAGUUGGCAGCUCGGGCUCCCGGGGCCACAGCCCUGUAGCCGGCCGGGCGCCGCCCGCGGGACCCCGAGCCUGUCCCCAGGGCGCGGCCCCCGCCAUGGCCCGGAACACCGCCGAGGGUGCGGGCUGCGCCGGGGUCUGCUGGCGCCGCGCUGCUGCUCGGCCGCGCUCUGCGCGGAGCUGUGCCCCGCCCGGCCGACCCGCCCGCAGCGCCCGCCGGGCCCGCCUUCGGGCCGCCCGGCCGCACCUGCGCGCGCGCCGCCGCGCGGCGCCAGGAGGCAGGUGACCUACGUGCGCAGCGCGCGCCGAGCGCCGCCGGGGGGCGGCGGGAGCGGGACGCCGGAGCCGAGCUGCUGCGCCCCGCGCGGGCGCCCCCGCCGGAAGGGUCCCCGGUGGCAGAUCCGUCUCCAGCCUUGGGCAGGCCCUGCUCAGUCCCUGGAUGAAGAAGCCUGGAGGUUCCUGAGAUAUAUCAGCACCACCCAGAUUGCAUGCGAUCACAUGAAUACAGACAACCUGGCUACUGAUGCCAGCCCUGAACAGAAGCCCUGGUCGGUGUGUCUUGAUGACAGGUUUGGCUUAGCUCAUCAAAUCCACAGCAAGCAAUGCCGCCUCUACUCUUUAGGGCUGGGAAGUGAGGAUACCCGUUUCGAGGUGAGCAUGGCCAACGUCGGAUGCGAAGUGCACCGUUUCGAUCCCAGCGUCAAGUCGGCUCAUGCUCUGGAGAGUCAGCGCCUUUGGCAUCACCGUCUGUCCAUCGACUGGCGGGACCCCCAUCCAGCUGUUGCCGCCCAGAAACCACACAGCAGCACCAGGAAACUGGGCAGCAUUUUGAAUGAAUUUGGGCAUCAUAAGAUUGACAUUCUCAAGGCAGAUCUGGAAAGUGCAGAAUGGAAAGUUUUGGAAAAUCUUAUUUUGGAAGAUGUCCUUGAGCAGAUUGGACAGCUCAUCUUUGAGAUCCAUCUCCAUUGGCCUGGGUUCGAGGUCGGCGGUAGUGACAGCAGCGUCGUGCGGUUCUGGUACAGCCUCCUCAAAGAGUUAGAACUAAAGGAUUUCAGGCUUUUUCACAGUUACAAAGAUUUAUCUAAACCACAGCUAUUCCUGAAGAAAGACAUUUUCAAUGCAAGUAGCUGUUAUACCCUGAGCUGGGUGAAUACAAGGUGGAAAUAGUAUGCAGGACCUCAUCAAGAACACGAGGGAAUAUUACUAUUUGCAGAACAGAGCAUGUUCAUGAUUCUAAUAAUGGGUUUACUCACCCUCAGUCUCCCACUAGCCUGUACCUGCUUGAGGCAGGGAGGUGGUAUUGUCUUUGUAGGGCAUGUAGCAUGGUGCUUGGCCUGUGGCAGGGGCACAGUUAAGACUUGCUGAAGGGGUGCACACAGUCACCCCCAUUUGCCCAGAACCAGGCCUUUGGCCUUUUGCCUCUGACAGAGUGUGGAUGCUUGUCCUCCUCCACUUUAACUUGAAAGAUAAUCCCCCACUCAUCCCAGUCUUCCCUAAAAUUCACUACAUAUCUAUAUUCCAUGAAUUCACCAACAUUUGUUGAGAUUACGUAAGUUUUCCAUUUUUACUAGGUUGAUGAGAUUUUUAAGUUCAUUGCCUACUGUCUAAAAUAGUGUCUUUCAUUUGACUCUGACUCACCUCUUUCAAGGUUUUUCCUGUUUGCCUUGUCAAUAAUAUUCUUUGAAACCUUACAGAUUUCAAUAGUUUCUCAUGCUGCGCCUUCGUGAGAAACAAUGAUUCUGGUUUCUGGGAACUCAGACACACCAAAUUCAGCCACUGAGUUAGGAAGACUCGACUGUCAAGAACUUCAACUCAAGAUUCUUGUCAUGCGUAACCUUAAAUCCCGUUCACUUGCUAUGAAACUAUGCACAAAGCAGAAUAUGGGUGUCUUUGCUGCUGCCUUUUUUGCCUUCAAACAUGAUUUUCCAACUACAGA
This is a messenger RNA of Microcebus murinus (gray mouse lemur), 2245 nucleotides long. It is a transcript of the gene METTL24, whose product is annotated as methyltransferase like 24. The record is from RefSeq and is a predicted model, not a curated record. NCBI's taxonomy places the organism in Eukaryota, Metazoa, Chordata, Mammalia, Primates, Cheirogaleidae.